This is a messenger RNA of Liolophura sinensis, 5342 nucleotides long. RefSeq lists its product as uncharacterized. Gene Ontology annotation, molecular function: chitin synthase activity. Gene Ontology annotation, biological process: chitin biosynthetic process. The record is from RefSeq and is a predicted model, not a curated record. The coding region runs from base 1 to 4041 and encodes 1346 amino acids. Gene Ontology annotation, cellular component: cell periphery; cell septum. The transcript has 10 exons. NCBI's taxonomy places the organism in Eukaryota, Metazoa, Mollusca, Polyplacophora, Chitonida, Chitonidae.
AUGGCGGACAAGCACAUCCGAAAGAAACGGUACCGGUCGGUGAUAGCCUUUUUGGUGUUCUGUCUCAUGCUUGUCGCUUUGUGCACCAGUAAGAUCUCCCUUGUCUGGCUCAUGUGGCUUCACACUACAGAACAGAUCAGCUCUGCAACAUGGUACAUUUCCAUCACCAUUCUAAUGAUGGCACCAACCGUCUUCACAUUACUCCACAUAUUCUGGACAACCUCUUUCAUAGCCGUUACCCAUUGGACGAAAUGGCCGAAAGCUCCUAACAUGCUAUUGGGUCUACUCUCCAGCGUCUUGGAAAUGGGAGCGACGGCUUUGUUCAUAUUCGAGGUGGCACCAGGACUACCGCCUAACAGCGUACUUCCGGUUAUGAACACCAUUUAUGUUGUCCCAAUUUUGUACCACGUCUUCAAGAAAUACCACAAUCAAUCGUGUAACGUUUAUUGGCAAUCAAGCAAUGGGGACGGUCUGGAAAAGUUGAAACUGAAGGAAAGGAAAUCCCGAGUAAUAUUAAAGUUCAUCGUGGGUUCUAGCAUGUUGGUAUUAGCGUCUAUCGGCUCCUACGUUUUGUACUGGUUCGUGCCCCAGCAUCUCCAGCUUGCACAGGCUAUACUCCUACCACUGAUGCUAUUUUUUCUGUCCCUCAUCUGGAUGCCUCAGAUUCAAACCGACGCCAUUAGGUCUUCCAAUGGGACUUUCGAGGGCCGAUGGAAAUCCACGGGACUGUACUCAGCUAUGAAACUGGUGAUCUCGCCCGUGAUUGUGUACUUGAUUUUAAUUUAUCGCUUCCAUGACUUGCGUGGACCGUACCUCAAUGACUUUUUGUACAGGGGUUUCCUUGAACUGGGACGUUUGGAUGUCUUGUUGCCGUUGAUGGGCAACAUCGUCGCUGGUCUGUUGACCAUGCUCAUGGCUUUCAUAGCCUCGACUUUGGGGCUGUCAACCAGCGGAUUAUUCCUGCCGGCCUUGGUGUCGACACCUCUCUCUAUUGGCGCCUUAACGCUUGUCUGUUACUUUGGAUAUGGCGUACCCGCAGCUGUGUGCGUUUUAGGUGACGGCGCACCAGCUUGGUGCUUCUUGGCAAUGUCUGUAGUCAUCUGGAUUUUCCCGUUCAUUUGCUGCGGAGCCAGUUUAUCUAAGCCGUGCGCAGUGCUGCUGAAACCUUUCCAUCAAAUGUUCAUCCAGUUAUACUGGAGUAACAUUUAUCUUGAGCAGCACGUUCUGUUGAACUAUUCACCGCAAGGAUUUACGUCAAACGGGAACACAUACGCCAAGGAGUCUAGUUUCUCCAAGAACAAAAUCUUCGUAUGCACCACGAUGUAUCGAGAGGCGGAUUUCGAAAUGAGGCGAUAUUUGCUCAGCUUAUGUAGGGUUUCCUGCUCACAAAAGCUGCAAAAUAUCUACAUCGAAGCGCACAUAUUCCUGGACAAUGGCUCCGAGGGUACGACCAUGACGGCUUCCGCUCAGCGUUUGAACAGGCUGCUGCUGGAGACUGUUGGUGUGGACCCGAACCACGGUGCAGGAUACAAGACACCGUACGGCCUGCAGAUACGGUGGAUGCUUCCAGGCGGUGUUCCUUUGUUCAUGCAUUUAAAAGACUCCAACAAGUUCAAACCGAAAAAGCGUUGGUCGCAAGUGAUGUAUAUGAACUACAUUCUAGAUUACCGAUGCAAGAUUGUACACGAGUUGGAAAUGUUGUCCAAGUCGUCACCCGAAUAUAGAGAGCAGUUUGCUGACAGUGUAUCAUCACAUUUUAAACACGCCAAUGGUUUAAGGACACCUGAUUCUCCUGGGCGGACGUCGGGAUUAGGCGCGCAUAAGGAUGUGGAGAAAGAACUAAUUCAACUUGCGAGACUGUUAAAAGAUCGGGACAAGUCUAACACGAAAGACUGGAAUACGCACGCAAUUUCGUUAUCCGUAUCGAAACUGAUUCGUGUCCUGCGCUCCGACGACAUUCGGACAACGCUCCAAAAGUUCAGCAAUGCCUACCCGGUCGACAUGGAAUCCUUGAGCGAAGACUCAACUACCGACGACGUCACGGAAAAUUCUGACGCGUACACGGUGUCACGUGAAAGUUCGGAAGAGGCAGACGACAUCUUUGAUUCUGACACUGACCUUUCCGCGGGCUCUUCCGCAUUUGUCAGUUUUAACGGGGAAUGUGAAAAAUACACCCGAACCCCUCUAUCUCGCCUGGCUUACAGAAAUAGGCAAGAUGGCGACCACUUUCAUGGGAAAGUUGGAAUUAAUAAUUUAGGAUUCAUCGGAAACACCACUAGCUACAACUUGAAACCGGUUCAGAGAAAGAUAAAGCCAAUCGUGCUUCCACCGAUGCAUUUGCCAGCAAAAGCCAGGGCUUCAGUAUCGAGGGCAAAUCUACUGGAAGACUGGGGAGAAGAAAACGAUUCCUUUAGAUCGCCUAGCGAGGACUUGUCAGGUAUAGGGCUCUACACCAUAGGAGAACACAACGACUACGCCACACUACCAGACCUACCCCAACGUUCGCCACAGCAACAGUACUACGAUGACCACACGUUUAUUCUGGCCACGGACGCCGACAUGGAAUUUGAUGAAUCCAGUGUACGCCAUGUUUUGAAUAUCUGCAACCAAAAUAAAAUCGUCGGAGGUGCCUGUGGCCGUACACAUCCUAUUGGACAGACGACCCGACCAAUCGUAUGGUACCAGAAAUUCGAGUACGCCAAAGAUUUCUGGAUGAUCAAGACUGCGCAAAACGUCAUAGGCUGUGUAAUGUGUUGCCCCGGAUGUUUCAGUCUCUACCGCGCGGCCGCAGUUCGCGACGUCAUGCAUUCCUACAGUCAACCCACCAACUCGCCGUUUGACGUCUUCAUCAAAGAUAACGGAGAAGAUCGUUGGAUGUGUACACUGAUGAUGCUGAGCGGCUGGAAGCUGGAGUACACCUCCUACUCGGACAACUCCACGUACUGCCCAGACACUUUCCUGGAAUUCCUCAAACAGCGGCGCCGCUGGGUGCUCUCCGAGAUGUCCAACCUUCUCCUGGUGUUCAAGAACCUUCGCCUGAUGGCGCAGAAGAACGCCAGCUUUUCCAUCGUCUACAUGGCCUACAUCCUGCAGAUGUUCAUGUUGGUAGUUCUCUCCCCUUCCUUCUCCAUAAUGAUGAUGACUGCAGCACUUGACAUCAUCUUCGGCGUGACGUUUGAGAUUACCACGCCCAUUGCCUUCAUCCUCCUCGUCAUCUACAUGGUGAUCUGUUCCACCAAACCCAUCGAGUUCCAGGCCAAGGUGACCCUGGUGGCUACCGUAUUCCUGGGCCUCGUCAUGCUGACCAUCAGUGCAGGUUUUAUGUGGUAUAUGAUCACCGACACACAGGAAGAUCUUAAGGACGGUUACAUCAGUUUCAAGCAAUACUACCUCAUCUUUGUGCUCCUCCUAGCGGUGAUUUACGCAGCCUUCAUUCACAUCGGAGAUGCCUGGAACAUCCUGUACGGAGUUGUCUUCCUUCUUGCUUUCCCUGCCAUGUACAUACUGCUGCCUUUCUAUGCCGUUGCGAACAUUGUCGAUCAGUCCUGGGGAACACGUGAUCAGACGGUGGAGAAGACAGCUGAAAGUAAGGAAGGAGGCAUUCCCGAGGCUGGUGGAAAGUCUUUCAUUCCGUCUGCUGAGCAAAUACCCAGCUUGGACUGUGGACCGGAAGAGCAGAAACAGGAACACAAGUUCUGGGAAGACCUACGCAUGAAACUUCUCGGCCGUGACGUCAACCUGGGAGCAGAUGACGUCACUCUGCGCAGGCAACUGAAAAUUGUCCGUAACCGAAGUUUAGCCUGUAUGAUGUUAGCCAAUCUAUUCUGGCUGGCGUUUCUUAGUGUAAUGUACAUGCUGUUACCGCCGGACAAUCACGUCUUUGGCUUCGUCCUUUGCGGCAUCUACAGCUUUUCGCUGGUCAUACAACUGAUAGGCAUGACAGUGAACAAAUUUCGCACAAUAUUCCGAAAGUUUGUGGUGACAACAUACGGAAGUCGGCAACCCAUAUGGAUUGGUCCGAGGGCCAAGACGAAAACUUGACCUGAGUUGCUGAGAUGCCUUAUACCGGAUGUGGAAUUCUGGGUGAGAAUUCUUAAAGCAUAAUAACCAGCACGUGAUCAUAUUAAAUAGUAACACCGCCGCGUCUCCCUGGUACCACGCGCUAAAUAGGGCGUAAUCAUACUACACUCUGUGAUCGAGACCUUGGCAAAGUUUAUGCCUUGCGCCGUUUUAAGAAAUCAGGUUUUGAAUGUGAAAGGAAAAACUACAGGCGAACAUACAUAAGUUCAGAAGACAUUGAUAGUUAACCUUGGUACGGAGUCGCGCAAAUGACACAUUUUCUACUGGUCAUUGAAAAAAGAGAAUGCAGAAAAGUAUUCUAUUAACGAAGGGAAAACUAUUUACCUGCCAAUUAGCCAACCGGUGAAAAUGGUGAUAACUGAAAUAAGUAUCUCAUUGCCUAAUAAAUCUGGGAAAAUUAAUUUCUCGCGUGAAUGCGGAAUGUUCUUUAUUCUCUUUUUGUGUUUUAAAAAAAUGAGAAUUUUUGUACAAAACACUGUUUACAGGUGAAAAUACUUUCCCCCGAAUUAGCAAAUGGCAAUACUUGAAAUAUUAACUUCUCAUUUACUACUAAGUCGGGGGAAAUUAAAUUAACCUGUGAAAAUAAUUCCCUCCUCUGAACAUUUUUGUAAAUGAAUAAAUUCUCUUUUUUCCAGGAGACAAAACAGAGAAUAAUGACUAUAAAUUACGUUUCCCGGUCUGGGCAGCCAAUGAAAAUCCAUUAGUCCAGAUAUCACCAUUCUAAUUGGUUGCCUAAGUCGGGAGUGAAUAAUCUCCCCCUUCGCCACCCCCCCCCCCCCCCCCCACCCUUCGCGUUAGCAAAAAAGUUUAUUGUCUUGUUCAAUAGUCAAUAAAAAAGAAGUGUCUCCCGCGGUUCCGUAGUGUCUUGAACUUAGCCAACUAAUUUUCAGAUCAUCGUAUGCAUUUAAGGGAGGACUCCACAUCUUGUUUUAAUCCUUUGGAACAUUUGUAUGUCUUUGUAAUUAGGAUGUAAACCAUAGUAAAUCUCUGAUCCCCACCAUUAUUUGUUUUCAAUAAGUCAUAACUACCUUGUUCUGUAUGUUCCCAUCCACUUCAAAGCGAACCAGAGGAAAGCACAAAGUAACUGUUAGACGCCAAUAAUCUUCUUUAAAACUGUGAUGGAUAAUGAAAAAAAUUGAUUUAAAAUUAUGCUGUAUGAUUCUUGUGUAACAGUAUAUAAUGUGUACUUGUGUAACAGUAUGUAAUGUACGAAGUACCGGUUUUUACAUAAUUGAAGAAAUCAACACAUUAUUUCUCACAUG